This is a messenger RNA of Caenorhabditis auriculariae, 12210 nucleotides long. Lineage: Eukaryota; Metazoa; Nematoda; Chromadorea; Rhabditida; Rhabditidae. The record is from the annotation of a GenBank genome assembly.
AUGCGUACACUGAUUCUACUAUUUUCAGUCAUCGUCUUAGCAGGUAAGAGAUUGUUUAAGAACUUCAUCAUGAAAUUAACUUUCCACGAUGUUUUGGUCGCAUGAAGUCAAUGGGUCAAAGUCUUGCCGUAGAGUCUCGACUCGCUUUUUAGAUGCAAAAAAAAAACAAUCAAAUCACUGGUAAUUCUACUCACAGCCGUUCUUAUCAUUUUCCAGAAUCACAAAUCAGUGCUAUGUUUGGCAAUCCAAUCCAAGCCGCCAACUGUGCUUCAUGGACCGAAUGGGGACCGUGCGUUUGGCUCAAGGGCAAAAAUACAAGGUUUUCUUUCUCAAAUUUGAUCAAAUGAAAAACUUCCAAAAUUUUUGAAAAUUUUGAAGCCUUUCGAAAGACAAGAAACAAUAUUAUUAUUAGUGAAAAAUUAUUUUGUGAAGUUCAAAAAUUUUGUCACUCUUUAAAUUUUAUUUGAUUCGAUUUCCCUGUUAUUUGAGACUUUUCCCUUUCUUUCUACUGACCUUAAGGAGUUUUCCUAUUUUCUAAAUUUCUUUAAAACUAAUUUAUUAGCUGCUAAGAACAUUUCUACUCAAAUUUAAUCAAGAUGGGAGCGAAACUACUUCGAACAACUACUUCCCGGACGUAAAGGAUGCCGCAAUCAUGUAUUUUUCCGUCUUCUAAAAGAUCGUUGGGGUGUUGUAAGUUGAUAAUUCAUUUUUAUUUCACCGAAAUAUUUUUUUAAAAAAAUACAAAAAUCAGGCAAAAAUGAGAAUAAUUUUUCGAAAAACUUAUCUAUUUUUUUGCAAAAAAAUCAGGCCUUUAGACAAAAUUCUAAUGUAAAUAAUGCACAUCUUCCAUGAAAACUUGAAAAGUCUCACUUUUCCUUGACCUAUUUGAUGCACACGUAAAGGUGAGGAGGUGACAAGUAGCGAAUGUGGCCGCCGCACCUCACAAGCAGUCAUGUCCGAGUGGUUAAGGAGAUUGACUCGAAAUCAAUUGGGCUCUGCCCGCGUAGGUUCGAAUCCUGCUGACUGCGAAUCAUUUUUGCUUUUUUUCUAAUUGUGCUUUUUUGCGUUUUUAUCUCCAUAAUACUUAUUUUUGUUAUAUUUUUUGUUAUAAUCCUUGAAAAUUAUUGAAGAGAAAGAGGAAAAAAAAUAAGAUUUCGUAAAAAAUUCACUCAAUCCCUUUAAUCCCUCGGACUUUUCGCUGGGGAAAAAAGUUUGUGGUUGAACCAGGUCAGAUAGCCAUCAAAUGAGGCGGGAAAUAUUCACCGAAACACAAUCUGAACACAAAAUCGGCCUAUUUUUUGCGCUAAGAACAAAAAAAGAUGGCCGAGGAGCGAUAAAAAGCAGAGUGAAAAAAAUUGGUAUUAGACGGAUUUUGUUGCAAAUCCGUGAUUUGGAUCGAUACGUGAGGAAAAAGCAGCUUUUAUAGGAAUAUAGCUGGUUUUUUUUUAAAAGAAUGAAUCGUUGAAAAUUUAUUUGAUGUUAAUCCAGAAAAAAAAGUGGAAUCGAUGAAAAAUAACCCAGGGCCUCUAAAAAAAUUUAAUGUUUCAAGGAGAGGAUGUCAAGAUUAUAGAACUAAAAAAGUUGAUGGGUCAAAAGUAUUCUUGCACAACUAAAAAAAUUUUCUAGGGAGAAACCCUUGAUUUAUCGCUUUGAAAAUAUAUGACUUUAGGCCUUUAAUAACUUCUACAACUACCUGAGAGACACUACAAUCAGCGAAGAACAGUGUGGCGAAUGUUCCUAUCAACAAUCCUGCGGCCGACAAUGUCACAGGAGGUUAGUCUUCCUAAUUAUAUAGUGACUUCGGAGGUAAAAAAGCAAAAAAAUGCAAAUUUUCUAGACAGAAACGCAAAAUUGGUAUGCCAGCAGUGCUAGAUGAGGACUGAAAUAGAACAAUUCAAACCUUUUUUUUUCAUAUAAAGUAUACAACAUUCCUUUCCAUCAACAAGGCAUGAUAUUAAAAAAAUUUCCGGAUACGAAAUUAAAAUUAAGUUUUUCGCGAUUCUAAUUAUCAAUUUUUAUUAUAAACUGAUCCCUAAACUGAUCUCUAUCACAAUUUUUCACUAAAGAAAUGGAUCUGUAGUUUUCCUUUUUUGGUUUCCAAGAAGUUUCAACGUAAAUCGAAACUAUCAAAAUAAAUUAUCAAUACUUUCCAGAGGCGAUAUCGGCGUUAUCAAUCCACUUUUCGUCGCUGAGCGAAAAUGCAUGGGAGUCGAUCAAAAUAAGGUACUUUUUCAGAAAUUUCCAUCAAAAUGCAUUUUUGCAAAGAAUGCUUCAUCAAAAAGCAUUGUGAAAAGGUUGUAGGGAAUUCCAAACUCAUGAAAAAAAAAAAUUAUUUUGCAGUUUUUCGAUAUAGCCUUGAAAAAGUUGAAUAAAAAAACGUAUUAUUUUUCAAAAAAAUCAUUUUUCGUUAUUAGUAAUCAUCAAUCGAUAAAUCGCUCAAUUAAGGUUCAAAACUGAAGCUUUCUCAGUUCUAUACUUGUCCAUAAAGGCCGAAAAAAUUAUUGUUUUUGUCCGAUUGCUCAUUCCCUAAUCCAUGAGAAGUGUUGGAACUCUAUGUGAACUACUGAAAAUCGAUAAAAAUCAACAGGCUUGCGUCUCGAAAUUCAUGCCCGACUGCAAAGUUUGGCCGAAUCCAGCCGUGGCUCUUCCAAACGUCACGGAAAGCAUGCAAGCCAUCAUCGACGGAUUGGAAUAUCUUUCCUGUGUACCCGAGCACAGGUAAUUUGGAAUUUUUUUUUCAAAAUGAAGCUAAUCUUUUCGAAAUUCUUGGAACAGCAAAAGUGUGCAAAGCGGUAGCAAUGUGUUUUUGACGCUUUUUUUUCCUAAAGUUUCUUGUUAACAAAAUCGAUUGGUUUACAUAACAUAACUCCUUUUUCCUCAAGUUUUCUCAGCAAAAUCGAGCGAUUCGGAUCAAAUAAAUUCCUAAAACAGUGCUUCAUCACUUUAAUUGAAUAAUGAAUAUAAUUUUGUUCAAGUUUUUAAACUAGAUCCAAAAAAUCAUGAUGACUGCUUUCACACUAAGUUUAAGAAUGCCGCAAAACUAUAAUCAGAUAAAUUUGAAAAAAAUUCUAAAAAUUUAAGCUUGUCAACAUAUUGGAAAAACUAGACUUCCACGACAGAAUUUAUAAAAGCUGAAAAUUUGAAAAGUUUUUCCAUUUAUUUGCGAAAUAAUCGUCUCUUCAACAGCUUCUCUAAAUGGAUUCUUCUCCUUUUCCUGUUUGUGAGUCAUCCAACGGAUUUCAAAAGUUAAUUAGACAUUAUCCCAAGAAUUGUUACGAAACUAGCUUCAUGGAAAAAAAAACCUUUUUUCGUCGACUCAAUUUCAGUACUUUCAAACUUUCCCGCACUUUCGCCUGUCAAAUAAAGGGGCAAUUUGUCGGCAAUCAAUCCGCACUUUUUUUUUUGAGCCUCUUUUUUAUUUUGAAAAAAAGAGGCUCUUCAAGUCUCAACGACUUCCGUGUCGUUUUUUUGGGGUUGGAAGAAGUUUGGAAGUUUUAGUUAAUCAAGUUUUCUUUUUUCAUUCUUCAAGACGCCUGAGUUGUCAUUAUAGGGGUCAGGGGAAAAAGGUCUAUUCAGUGGACAAAAUAGUGCACCCUAGAGGGGUAAAUUUCAAGAGGUUCUAUAGGAGUUCAGGGUCUGAUUCUUAAUGCUCUGUUAAUAUUUUCAUUCAAAUAUUGCUAAUUUUUUGAGUUUUCAGUUUUCAGGAAAUAAUUCUUCUAACGAAAUUAAAAAAAAAAACGACAAAUUCUGCCCUAGAGUGCUCACUAAUUGAAACCCCUAGAGCGACCACUUUUGCUAGUUUUACUGUCCCAUAUAGGGGAGUCCCCUUGGGGAGAGCCGACAAAAGCCCCGGAGGUUGCCCCUCUAGUGACCACUCUGACGUCCCUAAGUAUGUUGGUGAAGUAACUUUUACCUUCAUUAAAUCGAAUCAGGUCCUCUCUCAACUUUGCUAGAAAAUUCCAUACUUCAAAUAAAUAAUUUAAAAAAGGCUGGAAAAGUAAACCUGACAACUUUUCAGGCCAAACGGCUCGGUUUGCCGCUGUUGCUGCCAUCCUUACGUACCGAAUCCGCAGACGUACGAAUGUGAACUGAAGCCCUUCAUAAGUGGAAAAUAAUUCAAUUCUGUCUUUUUUGUAUUCAUAAUUUAUUGUCACAACAACUAUUUGCUUUACAUUGUCUUUCGUAAUUUAUUGCCUUUUUCUAUAAACUUUUCAUAAUUUUGGUUGUUUUCGACGCGUUGAGAAAUUCUACACGACUAUAAGUAAUUAUUUUAAAUCAAAAUCUUUCUUUUCAAAAAAACCGCUGUUUCGAAAAAAAACUAUAUAAACUAAAGUCCUUGUGGCAUAUGUUUCCAAUUUGAAUUGAAGUAAACUUUGAGAAAUCUAGGGAAUAAACUUUAUGACGAUUUGAAGCACCUGGUUCGGUCCGAACUUUUUUUCUGACAUCAAUGAUAAUUGUCGGAGUUAAAAAAGAAUAAGCUUUAAUUUAACACACAUCACUGGAUGAACGGAACCGUUCAAGAUUGAAAAUUCCAAUUUCAACAAGAAAGAACCUCUUUUGAAGGAAUAAAAUUGAUUUUCUAGUCAGCUCCAACAAAAACUUUCUUCUAAUCAUGUUUUUUGGAAUAAAAAUUAGGUGGUAUGAAAAAAACACCAGCGAAAAUUCAAACGGUGACUUUUCCGAUUUUUUCACUUCGCUAGGGAACUUUCCGACGGCCACAUUUCCGACGGAUCCCUUUCCGACUUUUUUUCUCUUAUGUUUUUUUCAAUUUGCAAAAAAAUCUAUAAAAAUUUUUUUCUAUUUCUUUGUGUUUUAAUCAUCAACCAACUACCUACUUUAUAUAGAAAGAUUAAAAACGAAGAUUUUUAUUGAGAAAAAAAGUCGGAAAAAAAGAUUCGUCGGAAAGGUGGCCGUCGGAAAGUUCCCUAGCGGUAUGAAAAAUUCGGAAAAGUCGCCGUUUGAAUUUUCGCUGGUCUUUUUUUCAUACCACCAAAAAUUAUCAAUUUACAUUUUAUACACAAAUGUCUUACUACUUAGUUUGACAGGAAAAAAAAAAUUUUCUCUUUUUUUUCGAGUCCAACAUUACUGUUCCAAUCAAUUUUGUGAAUAUAAUUCAUUUCAAUGAAAGUCUCCUACGAAAUAUCUCUAUCUGAAAGAGAAAGGCCACGACUCGGAAAAAGGACCUUUCAGACGAGGGCGUGGUUUCAGGAAGCCACGCCUCUCGGAUUUUUUCUCCUCGGUUCCGAGGCACCGACGACUUCACAUUGCAACACCAUCGUGUAGCCGUCUAGACCUUUUUUCAACUCAAAAAAUGCCAGCCGAUUCGGAAACCGCCACUCCAGCCGCUCCAGUCAAUGGAAAGCCUGCGCCACCUGUCUACCAGCCAACCACUCCAAGCGUUCGUUUUUUAUCAUUUUAUUCAAAUUUUUUUUCUUUCUUUUGAGGAGUUUGGAGAUUUUCUCUUUUUUUUAAGGUUCCAAAGGAUAUAGGAAAACGUGAAAAAGUGCCGAUCACAAUUGGAAUUUGAAAGGAAAAGCUAAUUUCUUAACCGAUUUAAGUACAGAUUUCUCUACAGAAAAUUUUCAAAUCAUAAAAGCAAAAAAAAAAGAUAAAUCUUUUUCAUCUUUCUUAUCGCAUUUAUAACGGCUCUGCCGGUUUUUCAGUCGUGCCGCAAUCUAAAAUACGAACUCUAUGAAUUCUAACGUCUAAGCGAAAGUCGCUUUUGGUCGGGUGCGCCUUAACAAUGACCACUGCACUUUGGACCUUUAAAAGUGCUAUUUUUCCAAGCUCUGACGUCUGAGCACGGUAAUGAGAAGCUAAAAAAUUUCCUAAUGUUGGAAUUUUUUUCCUCUUUUUUUUUUCAAAGUUUCAUUCUGCUCUGAAUUUCUGAAGUUCGUGUUUCCCCUCUUCGAACCUGCAGCUUUAUAUUUUAAAAAAAGAGGAAAAAGAAACCAAAAUAGCAACUAAACUCAAAAAAAUGCCUCUAUGUUUCGCGAGUCAUCAAACAUGUAUAGACUUUGCACUGCGACGUCGCUUUUUUUACACUCCAAAAGAAUUUUUGUGUCUUUCUCGAAAAAAAUAUAUUAAUGUAAAUCUUCCGCGUGUUCUCAUCACCAAUAUGAUCCAUAAGAAUUAUUGAUUUCUUCUUGGGUUGGAAAAAAAAGUAAAUUUAAGUCCAGAGGUCCUUGAAUAUCCUGCCUAUCUCAACCACUCAAAAACCAGUGUUUUUCCAGGCAAUCUUUCAUUUUGUCAAUCAUUAUUUCCUUCGAAAAAAAAACCCCAAAAAUCUCAGGCAUUUAUGGAAGGAGAAAAGAAUGUGGCCAAUUUCACUCAAACGCCGCCCCCAUUUCCGGGAUUAUUCGAUUUUUUUUUGUCAGCCGGUGGACCUCAAUUUUUUGUUCCACUGCUUCAAAAUGGCCUCACUUGCAAGAGUUGAGAAGAGAAAAGAGACGAAAAUUGAAACAAAAGCGACUUUUCGCAACAUUUUUCGAAGCCAAAUAGACUUUUCGAGUGCUUUUCCUUCUUAUAAGGAAAAUAAUUGAAUGUUUGCUCGGGAAAUUCGAUAGUUUCGGUUUAGAAGGAGUCGUUAAGAGAUGCAGGAAAAGGAGGAUUAGUGGCGGACUUGGUGGAAACAAACGAAAUUGGUUCUUUCAGAAAAAAAAAGUUCGCGCUGUCUUUUUGAGCCUACGAAAAGGAGGUGAACGAGUUUGCAACUCGAAUUUUGAAAAAAAAAAUUAAUUAUAUUUGUAUUUCUACAUAGUUGAUCCACUAUUUGCUUCCGAAAAAACUUUGCUUUUUUUCUCGGACCUCGGUAACGGAAACCAGAUGCGCUCUGGACGUUUCUGAGCAAUUCUAGGGAUCACUUAAGAUUGCUCAUUACUAAAGUGGUCACUAGAAAUACCACAAAAACUCCGAUUCGCGUCCGUUUCGCGUUACCAAAGUCCGAGUUACAAUUCGCAGUAGAGCAAAUUUUUCAUUUGAAUUCAUUAUUGGAAAAAAUCAGGUUGGCGAAAAAAAUAUUUUUGUAGCAACGCAGCUCCAAAAAAAAAUCAAGAAUUUUCUCAAACUCGGAUUUCGGUAACGGGAAUCGGAGGUCUUUGAGCAUUUCAAGUAGUCCCUUUAGAGUAUUGACUUGAAGAAGCACAAAAAUGCUCAAAAAUCUUCAAAGCGGACUAAUUUCCCAAAUGUCUCCAGGCCAGAAAACAGGAGAAGCGGCAUAAAAAGCGCAGAAAAGCAAUCUUUCAAAAAGGCACCGCGAAAUGGCGGAUGAUAAAUAAAGUCGAUGGUUUUUCGGCCCCAAAGGAGCCGUUUCGUCGCCUUUUGUUGCCCUCGGCAGCUGCUCGGCGAGCCCCACAAAUUUAUUGCUCCUAACAUGGAAAUGUUCGCCGUUUGGAGCAUUUUGGCGCGGCCGAAAUGAUUAAUUCGAAGGCAACAAAGGAUUCGGAGAAAAUUAUUAGCGGUCACUUGGGGCUAGUAUUUUAAUUUCUAUGGAUUCGAAGCGCUCAAGGGAGCAAUUUGAAGAUGCAAGGUCAAAAAAUUAACUUGAAUUUAACGGAAUAUGCUUUUUGAAGUCUCAUAAUAUUCAUAUUGACUCUUUCUGAGUUCUCUUUGUUCAUUUUGAAACUUUGAAACUGCAAUUUCAGUUUGCGAUUAUCUCAAAAAGUUUGAUUUCAGUUCAAAAAGGUCACUGGAAUGCCAAAACAGGGUCUCAAUAAUGGCGUUUUUCUUUCUUCUGGAACUUUUUUUUUCACUAACCACAUGGUUUUAAGUUUCAGUUUUUGAAAAAAAAAUUGUUCAAGAGUUGAAAAUUAAUUUUUAAAGCAUUUUUUGAUUGAAAAUUUGGCUCAAAUCAUGAAAAAUUAUGAACCACACUGCAAAAGAAAGUUCGCUUCACCUCUAAAUUAAGGGUUUUCGGCUUUAUGAUUUUUUCUGGGCUUCACAAGGACCCACCAUUAUCUCUUUCUUUUGAAAAUGUUGCCAAGAGCCAAAAAACUUGAAAGAAAACAAAAAAAAAGUGUGCCUUUUUUCUUCAAAACAGUCAUCUUGCAAAGAAGAUGUUAAAACUGACCAAAAAACGUUCUUUCGACUCCAUAAAUCUUCCCCGACGAUGUAAGAGUCCACUAUUAUCUUCCCCUUCUGAGAAAUAUUACCAUAACUAGAAAAAAAGAAAGGAAAAUAUUAAUCAAGCCAUGUAAUUGUGGCGUUUUUGUGAGGGUAAUUGCGGCGGUCGCAUUUUAUGUUGCCGCUGCAGCAACGGCCGGAAAUGGAUUCCCCUUUUAUGGUGGGCCUUUUGGACUCUGGUGCUUUUGCCAGUGGCCAUUUUAGUGUCUUAUUUUCGGGGUUCCAUCCGAAAAUGCUGAGGAAAAACAGAAGGAAAGCCUCACUAAUCAACUUAGUAUUGUUUUCCGAUUAGGUUUGAGAAAGACAUGGUAAUGGAAUUAGUUUUUUCUUUCCUUGAAAGAAGUAGCGGUGGCCUUGUUAUGGAAUAUCCUUUUUGGGGUAUUCGCAAAGUCUUAAACGGCUUAGAACCUUGCUUCAAAAAGGAAAAAGUUGAAAAAAAUGCCGAGAAUUUAAAAUUCUCAAAAACAUUUUUUGAAGUGAUGACAAGCGAGAAUACGAAAUUCGUUGGAAAAUUGCUUAUUUUGAAUUCACGACGUCACAAAACUGGCAAGAGAUUGUUCUUUGUUUAGUAUUGAGGAAAAAUUAAUGAUCAUUGAGAUUGAUUAUUUUUUUCCAACAGCAUAAAUAACUGUUCUUUUUUUGUUUGAUUAUUGAAAAUAAUUUUUUUCAUUUAUGCCACAUUUAUUUCACUCGUGUCAGUAGGAUUUUCUCCGUAGAGCGCAUUUUUGCCUAACUAACUGCCGAGAACAAGAAAAUCUUUUCCGCGCUCAAAUUUUUAGAAAAAUGGAAGCUCUCAUUAAAUAAGCUUGACUUUUCGGCAAGUUCUCAUGAUUUUUUCGCCUAUAAUCAUAAAAAAGGUCCAGCUUAGGACCCCAACCCCCUUUCUCAAACUUUUUAUAGCCCCCCUUAACUUAAAAAAAUACAAGAAAAAAAAAAUUUCGAUGCGUUAGGUGAGUUUAGUCAAACCAUAUUAAUAAAUCCCCAACUAAUUUCGAUCCAAUUCGGGUAUACAAAUAAGACGAUCGAAAUUCCCUUCCUCUUUCUCGAAAAAAGUCUGUUUUUACAUGGCUCUCUGGAAGGGGCCUCGAACACCGGAAACAAUAGGUCAUUAGAUGAGGGGAGAGAAUUUCGUGGUGGAAAAACGGAAAAGCCGUUCAUUCCAGCCGAGUGCGCUUCAUUUCGCUUCUGGUCACACAAAACUGGGAGAGCCAUUGGCCGGACCGAACACUCGGCUGAAUAUUUUCGGUUAUUGCUAACUCUGACGCAUGUCUGACCAAAAAUAGCUGUUUUAAUACAAAAGAGUCAGAAUUAUUCUUGUUUUUCAAAAAAGUUCUACCAAGGAGUCAAAUUAUGAAAAUUUCAGAUUCUCAAUUCAAUACUACAGUAAUCAUGAAAAACAAACUCAAAUUAUUCAACUUGAAACUUAACGAACCAUAAAUUUUCUCUGUAGAAAGCUUUGAUAUGAAUGAGCCUGGUUCUACAAUCAAUUUGAGUAAAAUCAACUCAAAAUUCCGGUAAAAAUCUCAUUUUUCAAUUCCAAUCAAGUAAUGACCUCAUUAAUAAAUCAGAAAGAAAAGUUUAUCAGUGAUGACGUCAUGGAACCGCUCCGCUCAGCUCACGCGUUGCGGUUUUACUUUAUAAGAUUGAAAAACUGGUUCAAAAAGGAUUUUCACCAUUCUAAACGUUACGAAAUGAAAAGGAACUCUACCAUUCAUCGACUAAGAGAUGACGUCAUAACUUCUUUUGAAACUAUAAUUUUGAAAAUGACGUCAUCGAACCGCUCCGCUUAAUUCACGCGUCGCGGUCUAACUUUUCAAAGUCCAAAAACCUUACGAAAGGAAAAUAAUUUCUUCUAUUCAUUCCGUUUAAUUUUCUGAGAGCUCUAAAAGUUUCCAUCCAAAAAAGUAUUCUUCAGUUCAUUCUCGAAACUAAAGAACCUUUUUUUCUAGUCUCAAUGGAGCCAUUUCUAACGACUUUUCUCCCAAUUCUGCCCCAAGAGAAUGGGGCGACUGGAAAAGGCUCUCUUGGAAUGUUUGAAGGCCGUAUAUCCGUUCCGUUCCGUUUCAAACUUAAGGAUGCGACAAAAAACAAAACAAAAAAACUGAAGAAAAGAAGAAGCUGAAGAAGCAAAUAGCUGGAAAAAACAUAUAGGGGUUUUGAAACGCCUUUCAUAUUAUUUGAAUCUGCCUUUUUUUAAAUAUAUUUGUUUUCCGACCCUUGAGCGAAUAAUUUGAUUCUGUAAUUUUGAAAAUUUCUGUAGAAACUGUGUAAUACCCUCAAAAUCAAUAUUAAAAUUUUUUUAAAAAUUGAACUAUUGAAAUUCAAUCGAAAACAACCUCAAAAUGACGAUUUCAGAAGCACGCCAACACUCGUGAUCGGCUUUUUCGGCCAGGAGCCCGUCAAAGCUUCUCCUAAAAAGGGUAAGAAAUUUUUUUGAGUUUUUAUAGAAAAUUAAAAAAAUAUUUUUUUCCAGUUCAAAUAAAAAAAGUAUUGCAUUUUAUCGAUAGGAUAUUCGACAGAUAAGUCAAAGAAAUAAUAAAAAAAUGAGAGAAAUAAGCAAUUUUUCGAACAAAAAAAUUUCCUCAUUUUCUGAGAAAUAAUAGAACUUUUUUUCCGAACUUGAAAGCUUUGAAAAAUUUUUUUCGAGUCUAAUUUCAAUAAAUAAAAAAAUUUUUCUGGGCGUCCAAAAAUUUCUAACAGAAGUAUGUUCCGAACUUUCAGAAUAAAUCAUUGAUUUUUGUAAGCCAACUCCUCUCAGCCGUUUUUUAGUCAAUUACAUAAAAAAAUAUUCCACUGUAACUGCUCAUAUUUCCAAACUCAGUAUUCUUAAUUUUUCAGUUUUCAUAUGCUAAUUUCAAAGUUAAAAAACUGUUUUGAACUCUACUGAUCCUUACUGUGCCGAAAAAGAAAUUUCAAACUCCUUACUUUUUCGCUGUCAUUUCAUGAAAAAAAUAUACUUCGAAAAUCUCCACUUCCCGAAAUUUCGAAAAGCACCGUCCAAAUUCAUCAUAACUAUCGGUCGAAACUACUUAGAAUGCCAAAAAAUAGAGAACAACUGAAGGAAAGAAAAAGUUUUUUGCACUUUUCAAAACAGUGUCAAAUUAGCUAAUUAUGACCGCUCUUCCAGGUGACACCCACCUACAAAUCGCAAAUUUUCGACGACGCCCCGCCUUCUCCAGCUCGGACACCCAAGAAGUCGAUCCCCACUUUGGGUAAUUCCUUUUUCUCAUUCACCCUUUUAACUCUACCGACCAAGAAACACCUCAUAAAAACCCUAUAAACUUUCAUUUUUCCACUGAAAAUGACCGAAAAACCCGCAGAUCCAUUCCCAUUUGUGUGUUUCGAGUUAAUAGAAUUGUGGUCCUUCGUCUACUCUUUUUUUUCGAGGAGAAAUGGAUAAAUUGCUUGUCUUUCCAUUAGGCUUGGCCGGUCUUUUGAGGGCCUUGUUUCAAUGGUGGAACAAAUUUUACCGGAAAAAUUAGAAAUGACUUGAAAAAAGAGCGUGAAACUGAUUUAUUGCCAGUUUUGAAACCACAGUAGAGAAAGUUGUGCAUUUUUUUUGGGUUAGAAGUUCAAAAUUCAGUUUGAAAAAAAUCACAAAGCUUCAGUUUUCGAAGUUGGAAGUUUGCUCAAAAAUAACUGCUUUUUUUAAUUUUUCAAAUUAGUUUGUAAAAAGUAGCAGUUUACUAUGAAAUGGGCUAAAACUAGACGCGAAAAAAACUAUUUGUCAAUAAGAAAUUUCAAAAUUUAUGAACUAAAGAUUGAAAUUUCCAAAGGCUCAUUCAUAAACUGAAGUUUGAAUCAUAUUUGUAUGUAUUCGAAAAUGUGAAAAAUGAAACUUUUGCGAAAAAAUGGUCUCGAUUUUGAAAGAAUGGGAAUGAAACUGCGGCUUCAUUGAUCUACUUUCCCUCAUAGUUUUUUUGGUUAUUUUAACUAUUUCAAAAAAAUUGAAUCAAACUUCCGACAUUUCCAAAUAAAAACCAAGAAAAAAAUAUAAAAAUUUAAAAAAAAAUCUUAUUUUUUUCAGCUCGCAACCCAGUGACUGGCGAAAUCAAGCAAUCUCCCAGCCAACAGCAAAUCGCCGCUUAA